AAGUCGGGUUGGUGGGAGGUGCAGUUCUGUGAGUUGGUCGGUGGAGGGAGGCUGGCUGGGAGCUUCUCCUGAAGGAGGGACAGGGAGGCAGAGGUGCGACGUGGAAACAGAGUGCCGCUCAUGUCUCCCGAAGUUAACACACAAAGUUACGGUGAAACAAUCAGAGCGCAAGUUCAGCUUUCCGGAGAAAUAGUGACAUGAAAUAGGACUCAGCCAGCGGUGUUAGGACUUGUUGCAGGACGGAAGCCGCCGUCAUGGACGAGGGGCUGACUAUUACUUUGAUAUCUGCGGCGAUGUUUGUAGGCUCCUUCCUCCUGGGAUUCAUCCCACUGUUGUUCCGACUCUCUGAGAAAAGCCUGCAGUUUGUGUCCAUUCUGGGGGCCGGCCUGCUGUGUGGAACGGCGCUGGCCAUCACCAUCCCUGAGGGUGUGGGUUUACUGGAGGAUUCGUGGAGAGGGUCCUCCUCUGAUGCUCCAUCCGGUGCGAACACCACUGAUAAAACGGUGUCUUCCACAGAGGGAGGCUCCCCGCCUCGUUUUUACAUCGGCCUGGCUUUGACGUUUGGGUUCACCUUCAUGUUCGUGGUGGACCAGAUUGCAGGAAACUGUUCCAUGCGUGAUCAAGCGGCAAAUUGGUCGAACAACGCUCACAUCACAACCACCCUGGGGCUGGUUAUCCAUUCUGCUGCUGAUGGAUUUGCUCUGGGUGCUGCUGUCGCCACAGGUCAAGUGACCAUCCAAGUCGUUGUUUUUUUUGCCGUCAUCCUACACAAGGCUCCUGCUGCUUUCGGUUUGGUGUCCUUCCUGAUGCACGCGGGCCUUGAGAAGAAGGACAUUCAGGGACAUCUACUGGCCUUCUCAGCGGCAGCGCCUGUGGUCGCCAUCAGCACUUACUUCAUACUGCACGCUACUGGAAAAUCCUCUCAGAGCCAGCUGAGUGCAACAGGAGUGGGAAUGCUGUUCUCAGCUGGGACUUUCCUUUAUGUGGCCACGGUGCACGUUCUCCCAGAGAUCAGCAGCAGCAGCAGCAGGAUGGAGGAACCCCUGUCCAACCUGCAGGAGCACACGGAAGUAGAAACCCACCGGGUGAGACACCUGGGGCUCCUGGAGAGCCUCACCCUCAUCUUUGGCGUGGGGCUCCCGGUGGUGUUGGCCCUCGGGCUGCACGAUGACUGACGGAGUUUGCUGCAGAAUAAGAACAACUGAAUAAAAAGAACUGUACUCUUAUCGCACCAUCGGAGGAUAGGAUGUGCCUCAGAACGAUUACCUAAAACCAACCAUCGAGUCCCGCCAUUGUUCCUGCAUCAAUGGAGAUUUCCAGGUUUUGAAAGGACCUGGAUACCAUUUGGCUCUCAUUCAGCUCAGUUUCUAUUACAGGGAAAUAAAAAAAGGAGGACAUUGUUUUACAAAGAUGCACAAUUUUAAAAGUAAAAUCCUGUUUGGCGGGUAGAUUUACAGGUAGAACAGGAGGAUCAUUUGAUACUGUCGUGUGCGCAUUGUGAGAUCCAGUUUGCACAGUUUGUACUAGUUUUGAAAGAGUUUGACAAAGGCGCUGACUUACAGUUUCGUGUGGAAAAAGUGAAAACUGGAGAAUCGGAGAGAAACAAUUUCAA
Molecule: messenger RNA, 1612 nt
Organism: Fundulus heteroclitus (mummichog)
Lineage: Eukaryota; Metazoa; Chordata; Actinopteri; Cyprinodontiformes; Fundulidae
Product: zinc transporter ZIP9
Exons: 7
Coding region: 255-1175 (306 amino acids)
Biological process (GO): zinc ion transport; transmembrane transport
Cellular component (GO): membrane
Molecular function (GO): metal ion transmembrane transporter activity
Source: RefSeq, a predicted model, not a curated record